AUGGCAAUGCUCCUGGAGCCUGGGAUGCAGAGUCUGCGGAUGGGUGCCAACAGCGAGCGGUGCCCCACGCCGUCCCCUCCCGGCUCCCCAGGGACGCCCCACGACAGUUGCAGCAUCGCCCCGCUGACGCCCUCCCAGUCGCCGAGGAGCGAGGCUCGGUCCCAGCAAACCGCCUCCUUCGCUGUGGUGGUGGCCAUCGACUUUGGCACCACAUCCAGUGGCUACGCCUUCAGCUUCUCCAGCGACCCCGAGGCCAUACACAUGAUGAGGAAAUGGGAAGGAGGGGACCCGGGGGUGGCCAACCAGAAGACCCCCACCAGCCUCCUGCUGACACCGGAGGGCAUCUUCCACAGCUUUGGCUACACUGCCAGGGACUACUACCACGACCUGGACCCUGAGGAAGCCCGCGACUGGCUGUACUUUGAGAAAUUUAAGAUGAAGAUUCACAGCACCAGCGACCUCACCAUGAAAACUGAACUAGAAGCUGUCAAUGGGAAGAAAAUGCAAGCACUGGAGGUGUUUGCCCACGCACUCCGCUUCUUCAAGCAGCACGCCGUGCAGGAGCUGAAGGACCAGUGCCCGUCCCUGCCCGAGAGAGAUGCCAUCCGCUGGGUGAUCACCGUGCCCGCCAUCUGGAAGCAGCCGGCCAAGCAGUUCAUGCGAGAGGCUGCCUACAAGGCCGGUCUGGUGUCCCCAGAGAAUCCGGAGCAGCUGCUGAUCGCGCUGGAGCCCGAAGCUGCUUCCAUUUAUUGCAGGAAACUUCGCCUCCACCAGCUGAUCGACCUGAGCUGCAAACCCCCGGCCAACGGGCUGGCGCCGGACCACUCCAUCGACUCCAGUUUUCGGCAGGCCCGAGAGCAGCUCCGGCGUUCCCGGCAUAGCCGUACCUUCCUGGUGGAGUCGGGAGUCGGGGAGCUCUGGUCGGAAAUGCAGGCAGGUGACCGCUACAUCGUGGCGGACUGUGGUGGCGGGACGGUGGACCUCACCGUGCACCAGAUCGAGAAGCUGCAGGGGACGCUGAAGGAGCUGUACAAAGCCUCAGGGGGUCCCUACGGGGCCGUGGGGGUAGACCUGGCCUUCGAGAAGCUGCUGUGCCACAUUUUCGGGGAGGAUUUCAUCGCCACCUUCAAGGCCAAGCGUCCUGCCGCCUGGGUGGACCUGACCAUUGCCUUCGAGGCCCGCAAGCGGGCGGCAGCCCCCUCCCGCGCCAGCCCCCUCAACAUCUCCCUGCCCUUCUCCUUCAUCGACUUCUACCGCAAGCACCGGGGCCAGAAUGUGGAGACGGCGCUCAAAAAGAGCAACGUCAACUUUGUGAAGUGGUCGUCCCAAGGGAUGCUGCGGAUGUCCUCGGAGGCCAUGAGUGAGCUCUUCCAGCCCACCAUCAGCCAGAUCAUCAAACACAUCGAUGACCUCCUGAAGAAGCCAGAGGUCCAAGGCAUCAAGUUCCUCUUCCUGGUGGGGGGCUUCGCGGAGUCGGCCAUGCUGCAGCACGCCGUCCAGGCAGCCUUCGGCCCCACCUGCCGCGUCAUCAUCCCCCAAGAUGUGGGGCUGACCAUCCUCAAAGGGGCUGUGCUCUUCGGCCUCGACCCCACCAUCGUCCGUGUCCGCCGCUCCCCCCUGACCUAUGGUGUGGGGGUGCUCAACAAAUUCGUGGAGGGGAAGCACCCGCGGGAGAAGCUGUUGGUGAAGGAGGGCAAGAACUGGUGCACCGACAUCUUUGAGAAGUUCGUCUCCGUCGACCAGUCCGUGGCACUGGGGGAAGUGGUCCAGCGCAGCUACUGCCCGGCCCGGCCGGGCCAGCGCAAGACCAUCAUCAACAUCUACUGCUGUGCCACGGACGACGUGGUCUACAUCACCGACCCUGGCGUGCGUAAGUGCGGCACCAUCAGCCUGGAGCUGGAGGCACUGGGUGAUGCCGGCAGCCCGGCCCGCGGCCGACGCGAGAUCCGUGCCAGCAUGCAGUUCGGAGACACGGAGAUCAAGGUCACCGCCAUGGACAUCCGCACCUCCAAGACAGUCCGAGCCACCAUUGAUUUCCUCUCCAACUGA
Haliaeetus leucocephalus (bald eagle) is the source of this 2049-nucleotide messenger RNA. RefSeq names its product heat shock 70kD protein 12B (gene HSPA12B). Bases 1 to 2049 code for a protein of 682 amino acids. NCBI's taxonomy places the organism in Eukaryota, Metazoa, Chordata, Aves, Accipitriformes, Accipitridae. The record is from RefSeq and is a predicted model, not a curated record. The transcript has 12 exons.